Gavia stellata (red-throated loon) is the source of this 1350-nucleotide messenger RNA. It is a transcript of the gene KREMEN1, whose product is annotated as kringle containing transmembrane protein 1. The coding region runs from base 1 to 1350 and encodes 449 amino acids. Lineage: Eukaryota; Metazoa; Chordata; Aves; Gaviiformes; Gaviidae. Gene Ontology annotation, cellular component: plasma membrane. The transcript has 9 exons. The record is from RefSeq and is a predicted model, not a curated record. Gene Ontology annotation, biological process: multicellular organism development; Wnt signaling pathway.
AUGGAGCCCCCCGCCCUCGCCGCCGUCCUGGCCUUCUCAGGGCUGGCGCUGAGCUGCUGCCGCGAGCCCGUUCUCUCCGAAUGUUAUACAGCAAAUGGGGCUGACUAUCGUGGCACCCAGAACCAGACCUCCCAAUAUGCAGGGAAACCUUGUCUUUUUUGGAAUGAGACCUUUGAGCAUCCUUAUAAUACUUUGAAAUAUCCCAAUGGGGAGGGAGGGCUUGGAGAGCAUAACUACUGCAGGAACCCUGAUGGAGAUGUCAGCCCAUGGUGCUACAUUGCAGAGCAUGAGGAUGGAAUAUAUUGGAAAUACUGUGAGAUUCCAUCCUGCCGAAUGCCGGGGAAUCUAGGGUGUUACAAGGACCAUGGAGAGCCACCUUUGACUGGCACCAGCGAGACCUCCAAUAAACUUACUAUCCAAACAUGCAUCAGUUCCUGCCGAAGUCAACAAUUUAAGUUUGCAGGCAUGGAAUCAGGUUAUGCUUGUUUCUGUGGAAAUAAUCCUGACUACUGGAGAUAUGGGGAGGCAGCCAGUACAGAAUGCAACAGUGUUUGCUUUGGAGACCAUACUCAGCCUUGCGGUGGGGAUGGCAGAGUCAUUCUUUUUGACACCCUUAUUGGUGCCUGUGGAGGGAAUUACACUUCUGCUACAGCUGUGAUCUAUUCCCCAGAUUUUCCCGACACAUACGGCACAGGCAAAGUCUGUUACUGGACCAUACAAGUUCCAGGAGCAUCUCAAAUCCACUUCAGCUUUGCCCUUUUUGAAAUCAAAGAUGCUACAGAUAUGGUGGAAUUGCUGGAUGGCUAUACCUAUCAUGUUCUAGCUCGUUUUAAUGGCAAGAACCGGCCUCCCCACACCUUUAACAUCUCUUUGGAUUUUGUCAUUUUGUACUUUUUCUCAGAUGAAAUCAAUCAAGCCCAGGGAUUUGCUAUCAGAUAUAGAGCUGUGAAGGACAAUGUGCCUCAAAACAAGAUUCCAAUGAAUCGGACCCUUUCAGAGAAGAUAAAUGAACAAGCAAAUCUUAGCAUCAAUGCAGCCCGGUCAUCAAAGAUACUUUAUGUCAUCACAACCAGCCCAAGUCAUCCUAGUAGCUCCAUGCCUGAGUGGACAAUAUAUAGUCUCACAGCACUGCUCAUCCUAAGUGUUACAGCCAUAAUAGCAAAGAUAUUUCUCCACAUAACCAUGAGAUCCCAUCAGAUACCAUCUGCAACUGAAACAGAAGAUUCCAGUGAGGUUACUACUGCUGGCGAGAUCUGGAGUAUCUUUUACCAGCCAUCCACAUCGAUAUCCAUCUUCAAGAAAAAGCUUCGAAGUCAACAAGAUGAUUGCAACCCACUAGUGGGAAACUGA